Messenger RNA from Esox lucius (northern pike), 2088 nucleotides. Its product is annotated as transcription termination factor 1, mitochondrial. Gene Ontology annotation, molecular function: double-stranded DNA binding. Gene Ontology annotation, biological process: termination of mitochondrial transcription; regulation of DNA-templated transcription. Gene Ontology annotation, cellular component: mitochondrial matrix. The record is from RefSeq and is a predicted model, not a curated record. Bases 99 to 1295 code for a protein of 398 amino acids. The transcript has 2 exons. NCBI's taxonomy places the organism in Eukaryota, Metazoa, Chordata, Actinopteri, Esociformes, Esocidae.
UUCUGAUACGUUUUUUUUAGCGAGGAACACUGGAACUUCCUAGAUCGAAAGUGAUGUGUACGGUUGAGAAUGAAACAAAAUUCAGACCGAACUAAAGUAUGGUCUCACGCCAUGUCUUGUCCUUGAUGACGAUGACAUUGGUGCCAGGAGUGAGGGCACUGUGGAGCCUUCACAGAACCUCUGUACGAGCUAUUAGCUGCUUUGUUGCGUCUCCCACUCAUCUGUUCUCUGUAGAUAUUCCCAGGGGGCUUUGUACCAUCUCAGCAAAUACCAGCGAAUUAAAGCCUCUAGCAGGACGUGAAAAUGAGUUAUUGCUGGAAAGCUUGACCUUCAUGGGGGUGGAUGUGAAGAUGGCGCGCCAGCGCCAACCAGGAGUACUCCGUAAGUUCAUCACCAAUGAGCAAGGCCUAGCUAACUUCCUCCAUGGCAAAGGUGCCAGCCGCAAAGUAGUGGCCAGCAUUAUCUCCCGGUACCCCCGCGCCAUCACUCGCACAGGCGAACACCUGGAGCAACGCUGGGCACUGUGGCGGGGCAUCUUCAAGAGCGACCAAGAGAUCAUCAAUAUUCUGGACCGCUCGCCUGAAUCCUUUUUCCGCUCAAGUGACAACGAUAACCUGGAGAAAAACAUUGUGUUCCUGAGUUCGCUGGGUCUCGAUGCCAAGGACCUCCACCGCUUGCUGACCACAGCGCCACGGACCUUCUCCAACAGUGUUGAGCUCAACCGCCAGAUGGUGAAAUUCCUGGAAGAUAUGUCUGCAGAGUUAGGUGGCCAAGAUCACAGGCAGUUUGCCAAAGCAGUUAUUUCCCGAAACCUUUACAUCCUCAUCCGCAGCACCAAGAGGGUUAAGGCGAACAUUGACUUCCUUAAGGGAUCUUUCAAUAUUAGUGACCCUGAGUUGCUGGCUCUGCUUCAGGGCACUGGGGCAGAAAUAUUGGACCUCUCCAAUGAGUAUCUAAAGAGAAAUCUGAAGAGGCUUCAAGAGAAAAUGAUGUCACUUGGUUGUCAGAAAGCCAACGUGAAGAAACUGAUCAUCUGCUACCCCACUGUGCUGUUUAUAGGUCCGGACACACUAAGUUCCAAACUGGACUGUCUUUUAAAAAGAGGGAUCUCUAUGGCGCAGAUACUGGAGAAACCUAAGGUCCUAGAAUACAGCACACAGAACAUCACACAGCGAUUGGAAGAGCUUACUAAACUCCAAUAUGACUUUAAAAAGAAUGGCAUCAACAUUCUGGACAUGAGCCGAAAACGCUUUGAUGCCAAAUUGGAAAGAUUGGCUCUUUUGUCAGAUGAAUGAGUUGGAUAACCAUCACUGCCUGAAACAUGAGCUCUACAUGUGUAACACUCUUCGCCUAACCAAUAAGAUAUUGAAUUGUCCCUAAAAUUAUUAAAAGUAAACUAUAUGGUGUUUAGUAGAUUAAAUGCAGUUUUGGAGAGUAAACGUUCUCCUUUUUUCUUCCAAGGCUUUUGACAGUUGGAAUUAUAGGAUGAGAUACUGUUGAAGGAGAGACUGGUAUUGAACUCUUGUCUCCCCCAGGCAAACCACUUAAAUGCAUGGAGCCAGGAGUGUUACACAUGGAAAUAUGUAUUUUAAUGUAAAGCGGAAGAGUAGGCUUAACUAAAGUUUCAUUGUACUGACCCGUGAUUACUCGCCUAUAUAUGCAUAUUAUAGUACUUUGUCAAUUAAUUUCUCAUGAUUGGUUUUGAGGCAGCUUACUUAAUAAAAAGUUAUCUUCAAUUCUGAGGAAACAUUACCUGUACCAAUGGAAGAACAGAACUGCAAACGGCUAGAAGGCAUCAAGACACUGUCUUCAAAGUCUGUGAAUAAUCAGAUAUUCUGAAAUUGUCUUUUGCUGGAUGAAUUGUCCAAUGAGAGUCAAGAUAUGUUUUUGUUUGUUUUGUUUUUACAGAAAAUGGCUAUUCAUUCUUGCAUAGAAUAUUUCUGUCCGAAUAUGAAAACUGGGAACCACCUGUGGGGAUGGUCGACCUGCUAUUAUUAAAAUAUUCAAUCAUGAUAUUACUCUUUACAGUUUUAAUGCCCUGAUGAGUGACAAACAUGUUAUUUGGUCAAUCUUAAUGGAUACUGAAAA